CUUACGCCAUGGGAAAAGUAAAAGAUGAUGAUGAAGAAACCCAAUUACAUACCCCAAAAGCAAGCUCUCCAUCUCUUUUUCCCUUUAUGCUACACACACAGAUAUAUUAAAGAAACGGAAAAAUCUAUAUCUCUUUCUUCUUCUUCUUCUUCUCCUCCUCUCUGUUUUUUUGCUUAUCUGAGAUAGAAGGAGCUCCCUAUUUGUAGAGAACGUUGCCGUUUUGGGAUUUUAAAGCUUUGGACUAAUCUCAUUUUCCAGUGAACUGGGAAUCUACUGUUUUUUUCCCUUGCUACUUUCUUGGAACACAAUGAAACCUGUAAUGUAAUGUAAGAAUGGAAGGUACUACUGGAAGGUCCAAAAGUGAAAUGGAAAGUGGUUCAACAAGCAACAACAAUGAACGUCGUAUAGCUUUCAAGGAAGGUUCCUGGUUUGGUCAGUUCAAAAAUGGUUCCAACCCUUGGAUGGCUAGAUAUGUCUAUGGUUUGAUCUUCUUAGCCUCGAAUUUGUUAGCUUGGGCGGUCCGAGAUUACGGCCGCAACGCGUUCCCGGAAAUGGAAAGACUGAAGAACUGUCAAGGCGGCCGGGGGUGUUUAGGUGCCGAAGGUGUCCUUCGAGUGAGCUUAGGAUGUUUUGCAUUUUAUUUCGUAAUGUUCCUUUCAACUGCUGGUACUUCAAGUCUUUACAAUUGCAGAGACACAUGGCAUUCAGGAUGGUGGUCCUUCAAGAUCGGUCUUUGGAUUGCCUUGACGGCAACCGCGUUCUUAGUGCCUACUUUUAUCAUACAGAUAUACGGGGAGAUUGCGCAUUUCGGUGCCGGGGUCUUUCUCUUAGUUCAGCUUGUGAGUGUUAUCAGUUUCAUUACAUGGUUGAAUGAUUGUUGUCAAUCAGACAAAACAGAAGAUAAAUGCCAUAUCCAUGUGAUGUUGCUUGCAACAGCUGCAUAUAUUAUAUGUAUAGUUGGGAUCAUCAUGAUGUAUGUAUGGUAUGCUCCAGAACCGUCUUGUCUACUUAAUAUUUUCUUCAUUACAUGGACACUGGUACUCAUUCAACUCAUGACGAGUGUUUCUCUUCACCCAAAAGUGAACGCGGGUAUCUUAACUCCGGGACUCAUGGGACUUUAUAUAGUAUUCAUCUGUUGGUGUGCGAUUCGAAGUGAACCAGCUGGUGAAAAUUGUAUUAGGAAAGCAGAGGCUUCAAACAGAACAGAUUGGCUUACAAUCAUAGUAAUGUUUCAUUCUUUCGAAAAUGUUUUACGGGCCGAGACACGGUUAAAAAGGAAGCACCUGCCGAAGAUGCGGUACCGUACGGUUACGGUUUCUUCCACUUCGUUUUCGCGACUGGUGCUAUGUAUUUCGCGAUGCUAUUGAUCGGAUGGAAUACUCAUCAUAUUAUUAAAAAAUGGACGAUCGAUGUCGGUUGGACAAGUACUUGGGUGAGGAUAGUGAACGAAUGGCUAGCCGUCAGUGUUUACUGUAAGUACAUAACUCGACUAUUAUCGAUGAGUUUCGGACGAUCCUUAAGGACUUGAUAUUUGUUGCAGUGUGGAUGUUGGUGGCUCCUGUCAUAUUGUUGAGGUGCAGACAAACAAAUGAAUCUGCAUGAAAUGGUGAUCAGUUCCUUUGGAUUCCAUUGUUGCAUAAAAUGGCAACCAUUUGCUGAAGCAUAGUAGGCAAUCGGUUAGAUGGGGAUGUUUAUGGAUCAAAGUGGGGGAAUGGGAAAAUACAAAAUUAUACUCAAAAUUUGUGAAAGCAAAAUGCCUAAAUAAUAUUUGUUAAUACACAUAUUGAAGGAAGAUAUAAACUUCCUUUCAUUUCUUUAGUAAA
Messenger RNA from Gossypium raimondii (Peruvian cotton), 1823 nucleotides. RefSeq lists its product as uncharacterized. Bases 333 to 1367 code for a protein of 344 amino acids. Lineage: Eukaryota; Viridiplantae; Streptophyta; Magnoliopsida; Malvales; Malvaceae. Gene Ontology annotation, cellular component: membrane. The transcript has 11 exons. The record is from RefSeq and is a predicted model, not a curated record.